AUGAAACGGCUGAGGAACCGGAGACGCGACCACAGGACUGGUCGUAUCAGCGGCCAGGUUGGUGGCAAGAGGGAUGAGGCCACAACUACGGCGCGGGAGACCGCGGCAAGCGAGACCGAGGAUGGUGGAAUCAGUGGCAAGGAAGCUGGGGAGCAUGGCCCUCAGCAGGAGCCAGAGUCCGCCCCCUUCGUAUGCUAUGCCGGGGAUCCCGAGCCCAAGGUGGACAAUGAGUUCGCGAUGGGCACGAGCGUGCCAACGGCAGCCGCGGUGGCCCAAGGCAAGUGCGUAGUGGACUGUGGAACUACUCGCUCCAUUGGCUCAAUCCGGGCCUUGGAGCAUUUGAUGAGCCGCAACCUCGUGAAGACCGGCAACACGGGCGUGAACCAGGUGGACCUGCAGGAUAAGCCAACUUUCAACUUCGGCAACUCGAGCGAGAAUCAGUGUGCCAGCACCGUAGAGAUGAAGUUGCAGGCAGGUCAGCGAGAAGGGCGUCUUCGCAUCCACGCCUUGGACAUGGGUCAAGGCCCCAUCCUCCUGUCGAUUGCCGCUCUUCGAGCUCUAGGAGCGGUCGUGGACUUCGCGGAGGACGUCAUGGUCCUGCGCAAUGUGGACUGCCAUCGCCUCAUUGAGCUUGAGCGAUCCGCCUCAGGACAUCAGCUUUUAGAUCUUUCGGCGGACCUUUUUGAGAAGUCGCAGCCCACAACGCAAGCAGUGCCUAGCUUGCGAAGUUUUGUACAGACCGAGGUUGCCGACGAGUAG
Molecule: messenger RNA, 759 nt
Organism: Symbiodinium necroappetens
Lineage: Eukaryota; Dinophyceae; Suessiales; Symbiodiniaceae
Source: the annotation of a GenBank genome assembly